Molecule: messenger RNA, 1093 nt
Organism: Hyphopichia burtonii NRRL Y-1933
Lineage: Eukaryota; Fungi; Ascomycota; Pichiomycetes; Serinales; Debaryomycetaceae
Gene: CDC10
Product: septin
Exons: 1
Coding region: 18-1031 (337 amino acids)
Biological process (GO): cytoskeleton-dependent cytokinesis
Cellular component (GO): septin complex; microtubule cytoskeleton; cell division site
Molecular function (GO): GTPase activity; GTP binding; molecular adaptor activity
Source: RefSeq, a predicted model, not a curated record
AAGACGGUAGAUAAAACAUGUCCGAAGAACAUAUAGUGCAACCAAAGAAGUAUGUUGGUUUUGAUACCAUCACUACUCAAAUUGAAAAUCGAUUAUUGAAAAGAGGAUUUCAAUUUAAUAUCAUGGCAGUUGGUAGAAGUGGUUUAGGUAAGUCGACAUUACUUAAUACGUUAUUUUCAUCACCAUUAGCACAAUCUCAUGGUAGAAGAUCAGUUAAUGAACCAAUUGAAAAAACCACCGAGGUUAAGAUUAGUGACCAUGUAUUGGUUGAAAAUAAUGUUCGUUUGAAUAUUAAUGUUAUUGAUACUCCAGGAUUUGGUGAUCAAAUUAAUAAUGAAAAAUGUUGGGAACCGUUAGUUAAGUAUAUUAAAGAACAACACUCUCAAUAUUUAAGAAAAGAAUUAACUGCUCAAAGAGAAAGACAAAUUCAAGAUACAAGAGUUCAUUGUAUAUUAUAUUUUAUUCAACCAAAUGGUGAAAAAUUGAAGCAAUUGGAUAUUCAAGCUUUGAAAAAAUUGAGUGAAAUUGCUAACGUAGUACCAAUUAUUGCUAAAAGUGAUAGUUUAACUUUAGAUGAAAGAGCUGAAUUUAAAAAACUAUUACAAAAUGAAUUUAUUAAAUAUAAUUUUAAUAUUUAUCCUUAUGAUAGUGAAGAUUUAUACGAAGAUGAAAGACAAUUGAAUGAAGAUAUUAAAUCUUUAAUUCCCUUUGCUAUUGUUGGAUCAGAUCGUGAAAUUCAAGUUAAUGGUGAAUUGGUUAAAGGUCGUAAAACAAAAUGGGGUGCAAUCAAUGUUGAAGAUGUUUCUCAAUGUGAAUUUGUUUUCUUAAGAGAUUUCUUAACAAGAACUCAUUUACAAGAUUUAAUUGAAACAACUAGCUUGGUUCAUUAUGAAACUUUUAGACUGAAACAAUUAAUUGCAUUAAAAGAAAAUGCAUCAAAUCCAAAUAGACAACUGGGAGCUACUUUGGGUUCUAGUAACCAACAAGCUCAAGUUCCUAACGGUACCCAUAACACUGCUGCUGCUUACUAGAUCUUUAGUUCUUUAUAUUUUUUUUUAUAAUUCAUUAAUAUAGGCUGUUUUACUAACAAAAU